AGGAUUGUGUACACUGCGCAUGUGCAAGGUGGGUAGAGUCGUCCAACGCGGCAUUUCCGGGAGACUGGGUGACGUGUGAAGACCGGAGAAAGAAGGAGAGUGGGAUCUGAGGAAAUGUUGACCAAGUUUGAGACCAAGUCUGCCCGUGUGAAAGGGCUGAGCUUCCAUCCCAAGAGGCCAUGGGUCCUUACCAGCCUUCACAAUGGUGUGAUCCAACUGUGGGAUUACCGCAUGUGCACUCUCAUAGACAAAUUUGAUGAGCAUGAUGGUCCAGUGCGUGGCAUUGAUUUUCACAAGCAGCAGCCACUUUUUGUCUCUGGAGGUGAUGACUACAAAAUCAAGGUGUGGAAUUAUAAACUCAGACGCUGUCUCUUCACCCUGCUUGGACAUUUGGAUUAUAUUCGCACAACUUUUUUCCAUCAUGAAUACCCUUGGAUUCUGAGUGCAUCUGAUGAUCAAACCAUACGCAUCUGGAAUUGGCAGUCCCGUACCUGUGUUUGUGUCCUUACCGGUCACAACCACUAUGUGAUGUGCGCUCAGUUUCACCCUUCAGAGGAUUUGGUGGUAUCGGCUAGCUUGGACCAGACUGUGCGCGUUUGGGAUAUUUCUGGCCUUAGAAAGAAAAAUCUUUCUCCUGGAGCAGUAGAAUCUGAUGUUCGUGGCCUCUCGGGGGUCGAUUUGUUCGGCACCACAGAUGCUGUGGUGAAACACGUUUUAGAGGGUCACGAUCGGGGUGUGAACUGGGCUGCAUUUCAUCCCACAAUGCCACUUAUUGUAUCGGGGGCUGAUGACAGACAGGUCAAAAUCUGGAGAAUGAACGAAGUUGCCUUGUCAAGUCCAGACCAGUUCCCAGUAGACAUCACUAGAGAGUCCAAAGCCUGGGAAGUAGAUACUUGCCGUGGGCAUUACAACAAUGUCUCAUGUGCUGUGUUUCAUCCCCGCCAAGAGCUGAUCCUAAGUAAUUCUGAGGACAAGAGCAUCCGAGUCUGGGAUAUGUCUAAACGGACCGGCGUCCAAACCUUUAGAAGAGAUCACGAUCGAUUCUGGGUGCUGGCUGCUCAUCCCAACCUCAAUCUCUUUGCAGCAGGCCAUGAUGGAGGUAUGAUAGUAUUUAAGCUGGAGCGAGAACGUCCUGCCUACGCAGUGCAUGGGAACAUCCUGUAUUAUGUGAAAGAUCGAUUCCUGCGCCAGCUGGACUUCAACAGUUCCAAGGAUGUGGCAGUUAUGCAGCUGAGAAGUGGUUCCAAAUUCCCUGUAUUCAAUAUGUCAUACAAUCCUGCUGAGAAUGCUGUCCUCCUUUGCACGAGAGCAAGUAAUUUGGAAAAUAGCACCUAUGAUCUGUACACUAUUCCCAAGGAUUCAGACUCCCAGAAUCCCGACGCUCCUGAAGGAAAGCGCUCCUCUGGACUGACUGCAGUGUGGGUGGCAAGAAAUAGGUUUGCAGUUCUGGAUCGCAUGCAUUCUAUUCUCAUCAAGAAUCUGAAGAACGAGAUUACCAAAAAAGUCCAAGUUCCUAAUUGUGAUGAGAUUUUUUAUGCUGGGACUGGAAAUUUGCUGCUCCGCGACUCUGACUCCAUCACCCUUUUUGAUGUCCAGCAAAAACGCACUCUGGCAUCGGUGAAAAUCUCCAAAGUGAAGUAUGUCAUAUGGUCAUCGGAUAUGUCUCAUGUGGCCCUUCUGGCCAAGCAUGCCAUCAUGAUCUGCAACAGGAAACUGGAGUCUCUCUGCAACAUCCAUGAGAACAUCCGUGUGAAGAGUGGAGCCUGGGAUGAAAGUGGUGUGUUCAUCUACACCACCAGCAACCACAUCAAAUAUGCUCUCACUACUGGAGAUCAUGGUAUCAUCCGAACCCUUGAUCUUCCUAUUUACAUCACACGUGUGAAAGGAAACAAUGUUUACUGCUUAGACCGGGAAUGUCGUCCAAGAGUCCUCACAAUUGACCCUACUGAGUUCAAAUUCAAGCUUGCACUAAUCAACAGAAAGUAUGAUGAGGUACUUCAUAUGGUGAGGAACGCUAAGCUUGUGGGGCAGUCCAUUAUUGCCUAUCUUCAGAAGAAGGGAUACCCUGAAGUGGCUCUGCAUUUUGUCAAAGAUGAGAAGACUCGCUUUAGCCUUGCUCUGGAAUGUGGAAACAUUGAGAUUGCCUUGGAAGCCGCAAAAGCCCUAGAUGACAAAAAUUGCUGGGAGAAAUUGGGAGAGGUUGCCUUGCUGCAGGGGAACCAUCAAAUUGUGGAAAUGUGCUACCAACGAACAAAGAACUUUGAUAAACUCUCCUUCCUGUAUCUCAUCACCGGGAACCUGGAAAAGCUGCGCAAAAUGAUGAAGAUUGCUGAGAUCCGUAAGGAUAUGAGUGGACAAUACCAGAAUGCCUUGUACCUAGGGGACGUAGAUGAGAGAGUGCGCAUUCUGAAGAACUGUGGGCAAAAGUCUUUGGCAUAUCUCACUGCUGCCACUCAUGGGGUGAACGAAGAAGAAGAAUCUUUGAAAGAGACGUUUGACCCAGAAAAGGAAAUAAUUCCCGAAGUUGAUCCUGAUGCAAAACUGCUUCAGCCCCCUCCUCCCAUCAUGCCACUGGACACCAACUGGCCAUUGUUGACCAUGUCUAAAGGCUUCUUUGAAGGAACCAUUACAAGCAAAGGUAAAGCUGGAGCAUUGGCAGCAGAUAUUGAUAUGGACACUGUGGGUGGUGAAGAUUGGGGCGAAGAUGCAGAGCUACAGCUUGAUGAAGAUGGUUUUGUGGAUGCUGGAGAAGCCUUUGGCGAUGAGGCACCUGGGAAAGCAUCUGAAGAAGGUGGUGGAUGGGAUGUGGAAGAGGAUUUGGAACUUCCUCCUGAGCUGGACAUCUCUUCUGGUCCAUCUGGUGCAGGUGAAGAAGGAUUUUUUGUGCCACCAACAAAGGGUAGCAGCCCGGCUCAGACUUGGUGCAAUAACUCCCAGUUGCCUGUUGAUCAUAUAUUGGCUGGAUCCUUUGAAACUGCAAUGCGACUCCUUCAUGACCAAGUGGGGGUUGUUAAUUUUGCUCCAUACAAGCAGCACUUUUUGCACACGUUCUCCCGUGGUCGCAGCACCUACCAGGCUCUUCCUGGUCUCCCUUCCAUGCAUGGCUAUCCUCAGCGUAACUGGAAGGAUGCAGGAAUAAAGAAUGGUCUGCCGGCAGUUGGCUUAAAGCUCAGUGACCUCAUUCAACGUUUACAGCUAUGCUAUCAGCUCACCACAUCUGGAAAAUUUGAGGAGGCAGUGGAGAAGUUCCGCCUAAUUCUGCUCAGCAUUCCUCUUCUGGUUGUGGAUAACAAACAGGAGGUUUCAGAGGCCCAGCAGCUUAUUGCCAUCUGUCGAGCAUAUAUUGUGGGACUCUCCAUGGAAAUAGAACGUAAAAAGCUUCCCAAAGACACCCUGGAACAACAGAAGCGCGUGUGUGAGAUGGCAGCUUAUUUCACCCAUUCCAAUCUCCAGCCAGUGCACAUGAUCCUAGUGCUAAGAACAGCUGUCAAUCUUUUCUUCAAACUUAAGAACUUUAAGACUGCUGCUAAUUUUGCCCGUCGGCUCCUGGAGUUGGGACCCAAGCCUGAAGUGGCUCAACAGACUCGCAAGAUUUUAUCAGCCUGUGAGAAGAACCUUGUAGACAGCCACCAGCUUAAUUAUGACAUGCACAACCCCUUCGACAUAUGUGCCGCUUCCUACAAACCUAUCUAUCGUGGGAAACCUGUAGAGAAAUGCCCCCUCAGUGGUGCUUGUUAUUGCCCUGAGUUCAAGGGGCAGAUAUGCAGAGUCACAACGGUGACAGAAAUUGGCAAGGAUGUGAUUGGUCUGAGAAUUAGCCCCUUGCAGUUCCGUUAGGACACCUGUUUCAUCAUCCUCACUUUUCCCUUGAACAGUUAAAUGUAGAAUGCAUAACAUGUGUUGCUUGCAACAUGGUUAACCUUUCCUUAUAUAUGUGAUGUGCACUGGUAACAUGAUUAACUAUGACGGUAAUGAAAGAGCACUCUUCUGAACAUGCACAGACGUGACUAAUUAUUUCCUGAAAUAAAGCUGUACCAUAACUAAAA
Messenger RNA from Bombina bombina (fire-bellied toad), 4046 nucleotides. It is a transcript of the gene COPA, whose product is annotated as COPI coat complex subunit alpha. The transcript has 34 exons. The coding region runs from base 115 to 3837 and encodes 1240 amino acids. NCBI's taxonomy places the organism in Eukaryota, Metazoa, Chordata, Amphibia, Anura, Bombinatoridae. Gene Ontology annotation, biological process: intracellular protein transport; endoplasmic reticulum to Golgi vesicle-mediated transport; retrograde vesicle-mediated transport, Golgi to endoplasmic reticulum. The record is from RefSeq and is a predicted model, not a curated record. Gene Ontology annotation, cellular component: COPI vesicle coat. Gene Ontology annotation, molecular function: structural molecule activity; protein binding.